Molecule: messenger RNA, 574 nt
Organism: Elgaria multicarinata webbii
Lineage: Eukaryota; Metazoa; Chordata; Lepidosauria; Squamata; Anguidae
Product: cyclin-dependent kinase inhibitor 2A-like
Exons: 2
Coding region: 143-532 (129 amino acids)
Biological process (GO): negative regulation of cell population proliferation; regulation of G1/S transition of mitotic cell cycle; regulation of cyclin-dependent protein serine/threonine kinase activity
Cellular component (GO): nucleus; cytoplasm
Molecular function (GO): protein kinase binding; cyclin-dependent protein serine/threonine kinase inhibitor activity
Source: RefSeq, a predicted model, not a curated record
AAGGGCACGAUCCGGCCCGGCGGGGACCGGAGGCGCAGCAGAAGGAGCGGUCGCCCAGCUUGGAGCCCACCGCGCCCGAGAACGAGAGUUGGGCAGAGCGACGGCGGGGCUGCUCGUCUCCGCGGAUGCCACUAGACCGACCAUGGAGCCCCGUGGGGACAACGACCGGCUGGCCAACGCCGCUGCCCGGGGAAACGCGGAGACGGUGGGGGACCUGCUGGAGAGCGGCGCAGACCCCAACGCGGUGAAUUCCUAUGGCAGGACCCCGAUCCAGGUCAUGAAGCUCGGGAACCCCAGGGUGGCAGAGGUGCUGCUGCAGAGCGGAGCGGAUCCCAACCGGCCAGACCCCACCACUGGCUGCCUCCCAGUUCACGACGCAGCUCGCGAGGGGUUUCUGGAUACCCUGCAGGUGCUGCACUUAGGUGGAGCACACCUUGACCUGAAGGACAAUGAAGGCCACCUCCCUAUUGACCUGGCUGAAAAAGAAGGCCAUUCCCUCGUGGUCCGUUACCUCCAAGAGCUGUCUGGCUGAAAUGCUUUGAUGCAGCAGGAGUAUCAGGAAAAGGGCAAUGCU